AUGUACACUGCUGUCCCAGAGAACUCAGCCAGCAAGGAUUUCAUCUCCAGUUCGCUGAACAGUAGCCGCCAAACUCUGGCAGUUGCUCCACAGAGUGUGAGCUUCCGUGCUUCUGAUGGCCAGCGUCUCUCCAUUCACCAGCUGGCAAGACCUAUGGAGCUGAGAUUCCAGGAUCUUGGUGGCGACUCCCGGGCGAGGUGCAUGUUCUGGGACGAAGAGGCGGGGCGGUGGUCCAGGGACGGCAUGGAGCGCUCAGAGGAAGAGGGCUUCGUCUGCCUCACAAGCCACCUGACCAUCUUCGGAGCCAUUCUGGAGGCAGCGGGAAAUGCUUUCCGGUGCUCAACAGCCUCCGUGGUUCUCUCUGCAGCAGGAGUCAAGAAUCUGGGAACAGUUGAGUGGCUGCCCCGUGCAGCCAGCAUCCUGUUCUUCAUCUUCCUCGCCCUUUUUGCUGCUGUUUUGACUUGGGCUUGGUACCUUGACAGACGGACAAUGCGAGAGAUCGCAAAGGAAGAGGUGGAGACGGUCGUCAUGGUGAGCCACCACCUGAGCGAGGAGUUUCACGCCCCUGAAGCAGGCGGCCAGAAAGGGGGCCGCUACCGGGCUCGCUGCUGCACCUGCCUUGGCAAAGCCCUCGAUGGGACAGCGUGGUUGGUUGGCACAGUCUUCGAGUGUCAAGCCGCGGAUUCAAUGACUGAGCUCUUGGACGCAAGAGUUGCAGCAGUCAACCGAUGCAUUUCAGCCAUUCAUUCUUACCAUACCGGCGCAUGCCGACAGAGCAUCCAAGCUGUCAUGGCAUACAGUGGUGAGAAGAAGCUCAGGCGUCCCGAAAGUCAGCUUUGCCGCAUGGGCUCUCAAGCUUCAGCCAUCGAAUCAUGGAACAUCCAUUUCCAUGGAAUCAAAGCUGUUGAGAAGUUUCUCACAAGCUCGUGGCUGCGUCGCGUAGUUGUUCUGCUACCCUGCAUGCACCCCUGGGUGACACUAAGCUUCAUCAGUCUCUUCAGAUCACACUCAGUGCGAGCGUCGCUCAUCGGACUGAAGCUGUUGAGUGCCGCCUUCACGAAUGCUUUGUUCUUCACCAGCACUGCGACGGGCAAAGACUCAGAUGACGAGUGCGCAGCGCCACAGACUACGGAAGAGAAACUGCUUCAGGCCGCUGUCGUGGGUUUCUUCUCCGCCUGCAUGGGAGAUGUGCUAAUUGUUGUUCUGGCCCUCGUUCAGCAGCGCCGUGUUGUGGUUCGUGAACACUGGACUGCCGAGAUGAAGUCCAGGCAGUUGAGUCGGUGGCGCUUGCGGCGGCGUUUGUUUUGGCUUUGCUGGCUCGUGCUGGCCGUCUUUUCGGCGUUCUACGUGUUGACCUUUCUCGCGAACGUAAGCGCGGCGGAUGCCGCCAAGUGGCUUGAAAGCACUGGCAUGAGCCUGUUGCAAGAUGUGGUCUUGAAGCCCUUGCUUCUUGCCCUUGGGUAUGCUACGUUGACAACCUUGGUGUUGUGCUGCAGCCCGCGUGUCAAAGACACGAUCUUAAACCAGUGGAUACAAGCUGAUGAUGACCUGCAGUGUGACCCAGACGUGACCAAUCGUGACGACAAGCCAGGCAGUGUCAAUGAGGGUGAGCAUGAGUCCUCCCCCUCUGUUUUUGAGCGACAGCGAGAGGUGGUGCACUGCGUUUACCUUGAUGAGGAUGAACAUGGGUCCUCCCAAUCUGUCUGCGAGCGAGAGGUUGUGAGUCAGCAAGCUAACAGCUUCAACGCUCUUGACAGCCACUUUCCAUCCUUUCCCAAGGUAGUGAAGCCGCUCUGGGACUUCGGGAAACUACCCAUGAAGGGCAACUUCCAGGAGCAGAACAACCCCUUGGUCCGGCCUUUCCAGCGCACAGCCACGCAAGCCGUGACGGAGUUCGUGGCAGCAAGAUGGGCGCAGGUUGAGAGCAGGCUUCCCGUCGCGGCCCAGAACUUGUUCCGCCGCCAGGCGAUUUCGCAGGUCCCAGAGGCGGCAGAACUCACAGCCAGGAUGGUCAAACCCAACCUCCACUGGGUACCGAAGAUGCCGAAGACCCAGCCGGUGCCUCUCGGAAUCGGCAGAGCCACGGGUGCCGCAGGUGCAGAUGUCGGUGGCAACGCGGUCUUUCGCGCCCCGUUCGUGCGAGCAUUUCGUGCCUUGGAAAGGGCGCAGCGUCUGGGGAGGUAUCGCUACAGCACGGUGCGGCCCAUGGGCCGCUCCAUCUUUCCCAAGCGCUACGACCUACCGCGGAGCCUCCAUCCAGCUUGGCGGAGGUACUUCUCAUCGGCCUCAUCAGAGACUCGCGCCAAGUUCUUUGGCAGGCACCUGCGAGACAUCUUGGCCAGGAAGGACAUGAAGGAGGCAAAGCUCAUGCAGCAAGGCAAGAAGGGCGGCGUCUGCACGCAGCAGCAGAGGGCGGCCUUCGCCUCGCGUUUUGGAUACAAUCCACAAGGAGGGGCCGUGAACAGCCUUUCUUAUCAACAUCCCAGUUCGAAGUUGACGUCGCUGUACCUGGUCACCAGUGAUCAAGCUGACCACAAUGGUGCCUUCAAAGGACUGGAUCGUGGCCCAAGUGCACAGAGCUUCGGCACCAUGUGCUAUCGUCUGCUGCAGAUGAGCUCACACUACAGUGUGGUGUUCAAGCGCGUGGACUCUGUGAAGGCCGCAACGGAGUUCGUGCAGUCGUUGAAGUCUGAUCAUAUCUUCGGGCAAGGCAUCAAGCAUGUGACCAUCUCCGGCCAUGGCAAUCCUACGACGCUGGUCUUGGGCUCUGACCGCUUGCUCAGCGCGCAAGUGGGCAUGAAAACUUCGGAGACGAGCAAGCUGUUAGAUGCCUUGCGGCCACUGUUGAUUGAGCAGGGUGAGGCUAGGUCCACGGUGUUCCUCGAAUCAUGCUCUACCGGCAAGCAGCCGCAGAACGAGAGACUGAAACCGUUGGCUCAGAACAUCGCGGAUUCCUUGCCGGGGGUGGAAGUUCAUGCUUUCAAGGACUCGAUGUACCCGGCCCAGGUCAAGUUGCAGGGCAGCUUCUUUGAGGAUGCCCUGUUCAAAUGCACCGUCGGCUCUCCGAACGGAUGCCUCAAGUCAACCACGUUCAUAUCCAAAGCCGUCACUGUGGCAGCGCUCCUCCAGCGAUUGGAGGUGCUGGAGAAUGUCACCGAAGCCGAGGACGAAGACGAAUUCAAGUUCUAUGAUGGCGUCACCUUCCUGGCCUCUGUGGAAAUGUGCGCCGAGUGGUGUGCCAUGGUCGACUACUGCAACAGCCUUGAGUUUACCGAAUUCGAAGAGCAGGAAGACUGGAUAGACUCAGCUCUGGGCUUGUGUUCGCUUUAUGAACGAAAGGAGGCGGAUGCCGUAGAGGAGGAGGAGGAGGAAGAGGAGGAGGAUUGGGAUCCUUAUGCAGAGCGCCUGAAGAAUUUUACGGUUGACGAAGAUGAUGUAUCCAUCAUCACUGAGUUUGAUGGCCUGGCGCUGGACUAG
Messenger RNA from Symbiodinium natans, 3477 nucleotides. NCBI's taxonomy places the organism in Eukaryota, Dinophyceae, Suessiales, Symbiodiniaceae. The record is from the annotation of a GenBank genome assembly.